Molecule: messenger RNA, 648 nt
Organism: Penicillium macrosclerotiorum
Lineage: Eukaryota; Fungi; Ascomycota; Eurotiomycetes; Eurotiales; Aspergillaceae
Product: spliceosome-associated CWC15 family protein
Exons: 7
Coding region: 1-648 (215 amino acids)
Biological process (GO): mRNA cis splicing, via spliceosome
Cellular component (GO): catalytic step 2 spliceosome
Molecular function (GO): RNA binding
Source: RefSeq, a predicted model, not a curated record
AUGACGACAGCCCACAGACCCACCUUUGACCCGGCGCAAGGAAAAGAGGCGCUUCGAGGCCCAGCAUACCAUCAGCGGCUUCUUCCAGCUCAUACACAUUUGAAAGUUCGCCAACCGGGACAAGGAGGUGAUGCUGAUAAUGAAGUCCGUGAUCUGCGCGCAGAGCUGUUGAAGGCGGAGGCCGCCCACUUUGCUAAGAAGAAUGGUGUUUCCGUCGAUGAGCCUACCACGUCCGAGACAACUGUCCCCAAACGACAACUCGAACGCAUACCCACCGAUGCUGAUGCCGAUGUCGAGGAAGAAGACCCAGAAGCCAAACGACGGCGCAUCUUAGAAGAGACACGCGACAUAGAUGCAGACUCAGAUGGAUCAGAAGACGACAGCAGUGAAGAGGAAAGCGAUGAUGAGGAUGAGGCGGCUGAGUUAAUGCGUGAACUGGAGAAGAUCAAGAAGGAACGACAGGCCCAGAAGGAGAAGGAGGAUCAAGAACGGGCGGCCGAAGAGCAGGAACAGCGCGAGGUCGAUAUUGCCCGAGGAAACCCACUGCUCAACCCACAAGACUUUAACAUGAAGCGACGGUGGGACGACGAUGUGGACUUGCUGCGCUCCGACUUCCACAAGCGAUUCAUGUCGAAGUACGUCCGGUAA